AUGCCAAUUUGUCGCUGCAUACGCGGUGUGGCUGUGCUGUGCGCGUUAGCGCUGCUGGCGAGUGCAGCCAGCGUCGAGUGUGAAGACAACAAUACAGCCGAAGGACUGGAUAGAGAAUUAUCGGAUAUGGUGCUGACCACGGCGUUAGGAAAAAUACGCGGCACGCUGUUGCCAUCGCAGGCUGGACGCAAUUUUUACGCUUUCCGUGGCAUACCAUAUGCCAAACCACCUGUGGGCGCAUUGCGUUUCAAGCCACCCGAACCGGUGGAGCAAUGGUAUGACAUUUUCGAUGCAACCUUUGAUGGACCGCGUUGCCCACAACCGGGUCUAUACAGCGAUGAUGUAUCCGAGGACUGCUUGCGUGUGAAUAUCUAUACGCGUGAUUUGCCCACCGAGAAGGAACCGAAUGUAAAGAAACCGGUUAUUAUUUUCAUACAUCCAGGCGGAUUUUAUGCGCUUUCGGGUCAGAGUAAAAAUUUUGCGGGUCCGCAGUAUUUUAUGGAUCGUAAUAUUCUAUUGGUGACAUUCAAUUAUCGGCUGGGCACGCUUGGCUUUCUCAGCACUGGCACUGAAGAGGCGCUCGGUAAUAUGGGUUUGAAAGAUCAGGCGAUGCUUUUGCGUUGGGUAAAAUUGCAUAUAUCACGUUUUGGCGGCGAUGCAAACUCCGUCACGCUACUGGGCUAUGGUGCAGGCGCGAUCAGCAUUACGUUGCAUAUGGUUUCACCGAUGUCCAGGAAUUUAUUUCACAAAGCCAUCGUUAUGAGUGGCUCGGUGACAGGGCAGUGGUCGCUGCCAUCGGAGCAAUUAGAUUUGGCAACACGUCAAGCGGCAUUGCUGCACUGCAAUACGGAAAACUUAACGGAUAUGAUGAGCUGUUUGCACUCGAAACAUUACCUCGAAUAUGCCAAUACGCUGCCGCAUAUGUUCGAAUUUGGACGCAAUAAUCCGCUGAUAUUGUGGAAACCAGUCAUCGAACCGGACUAUGGCCAGGAGCGCUUUCUCACAGAGGAUCCUGUUUGGUCCUAUCAAAAUGGCAACUUUAUGAAAAUACCCAUCAUAACUGGCAUGACGAAGGAUGAGUUCGCGGGACAGGCCAUAUCAAUUCUUGAGAAUCCCCGUUUAUUAAAGACAUUGGCGCAUAAUUUCGAGGCUGUAGCGCCAGUGUGCUUUCUUUACGAUCCAGAUAGCCCACGUGCGCAAAAUAUUAGCAUGGAAUUGAAAUUUGCAUAUUUCGGCAAAGAGUCUUUGGAAUAUGCAGGCACUCUGCAACCUUUGGUGGAUCUCUUCGCUGAUGCCCUAACUGGUUUUGCAAUACAUCGCUUUGUGCAUUUAGCGGCGCGCUCUACCAAAGUCUACUACUACCGCUUCAGCUAUCAAGGACAGCGCAGUCAUAUUUAUUAUCCCACAGAUAAACCUUUUGGUGUUGUGCAUCAUGACGAUCUGAUGUAUUUGUUUGUCGAACCAUCGGUGAGCCGCAUGUUUACGGAGGACGAUCGUGAAAUCAAAAUCGUCGAUAAACUAACCCGAAUGUUUACAGCAUUCGCCUAUAAAGGCGAUCCCAAUAAGCAGAGCGAUGACAAGUUGCGCCAUAUACGCUGGCGUGCUUUUAGCUUUAAGCGCCAACACUACUUGGAUAUUGGUGAGGAAAUCGUGCUUCGGGAGGGUCUAAAUAUGCCACGCUACGAAAUUUGGAAGCGCUUGUUUCCACUCAAUUGGAAGCGUCAAAGCAAACACGAUCUCUUGGAUUAUGAAUAGAGUGUAAGUGGCGUUUCACCCGAUUCGGUCGCCGGUUAAGCGGCAGUUGGUUUGCCGGCUCAUGUGAAAGCUCCAAUAGCUACACAUACACUUUGUGCCGGCAAACCGGCUGCCAGUUAACCGAAAACCGGAGCUUGUGAAACCAUAUUAAGUUAAGAAGAAUAAUACAACGUUAAUUUUAAAUGUCAAGUUAUACUUUAACUUUGCAAUAUAUAUUCGUUGUUUGCGAUUUUUUUCC
This is a messenger RNA of Rhagoletis zephyria (snowberry fruit fly), 1993 nucleotides long. Its product is annotated as venom carboxylesterase-6. Lineage: Eukaryota; Metazoa; Arthropoda; Insecta; Diptera; Tephritidae. The record is from RefSeq and is a predicted model, not a curated record.